UCCUUUCCCUCUUCCGCCUGCAGGAUGAGGAUGGGCGGCCAUCACCAUGAGCGCCCUAACCUGCGCCCCCACCUCCUCCUCCUCCACCACCCACUCCUCUGCCUUCUAUCGGCGGCGCUCUCCCUCCUCCCCCCGCCGUCACCCCCGCCUCUCCUGCCCUUCGGGGAGCUCUACCCCGCGGCUCUUCUCCCUCCACCUCUUACCUUUGCGCGUUGUUGAUGAUUCAAAACAAGUUGAAACAUCUGCUGAUCAGAUGGUUGAUCGGUCUGAAUCUGACCAGUUAGUAGAUGCCCUGGAUUUUGGGGAGCUUUGCAAUGAUUUUGAAUGCAUUAGUAGCCCUGCCGUGGAAUCAACAGCGAGGCAAAUUGUAAGGGAUAUAUUGGAACUGCGCGACGACAACCGUGCCUUGGGAUGUUUUUCAAUUUCAGUGAAGUACAAGGAUCCGCUUAGGACAUUCACUGGACGAGAAAAGUACAAGAGACCUUUAUGGGUCACUAAUGCACUGGAAAACCCCACAGUGACAGUGCAGGAGAUGGGAAUGCUGUCAACAAGCGAAUUGAUCAUCAAAUGGACACUCAGAGGAAAACCUAAAAAUCCUGUCGUUGCAAGCAUUGGAGGAGACUUGACACUUCUGGUGGACUCCAAAUUCAUCUUGAACCAGAUAAGUGGCCAAGUAGUUGAACAUGUGGAAUCAUGGGACUUGUCUGCAUCAUCUAUCAUUGUUCAGGCCUACUUUUGGUUUUCUAGGCGGCUUUUCUCUACUAUCGAGGCUGGCAAAGAUACAAUUGAUGCUGUUAAAAGCACGGCUACCAAUUUCUCGACAAGAAAAGAAAAUUUGGAUAUAUAUCCAGACCCAUCUGGAGAUCCUACAAAGUUCUUUCAAAGAGAUGACGGCCUACAAAGAGAUGCUUACCAGAUUGCUCUUUUCCUGGCUGUUAUCUAUUUCGUCGUCCAGUUCUUGAGAGCCACACUGUGAAUGUCUUGCUCAUGCUCUACAUUCGAGAAUUUUGUAUCCAGCUGUUGUAUAUAUAAUCCGACAGCAACCUUCUUUAUGGACGAAAUAUCUCUUCAACCUCCAAUGAAUAUCAUGGUACGAGGCAUACACUAGUUUAUUUGUGUGUUUGUCCAUUAUUCUUGCUGUGUAUAAAACUAUUUAACAUUUUGGUUUUUGUCACUGUUUUUAAAUAAAAAUUCACAGGUAAUUUUACACUUUU
Ananas comosus (pineapple) is the source of this 1214-nucleotide messenger RNA. RefSeq lists its product as uncharacterized. The coding region runs from base 47 to 976 and encodes 309 amino acids. Gene Ontology annotation, cellular component: chloroplast. The record is from RefSeq and is a predicted model, not a curated record. NCBI's taxonomy places the organism in Eukaryota, Viridiplantae, Streptophyta, Magnoliopsida, Poales, Bromeliaceae. The transcript is spliced from 5 exons.